GUAUGAACAGUAACAACCUUUGUGACGUUCUGGGGGAGAUAUAACGCUCAAUUCGAGUCCUAUAGGAUAUUACAAACGCCAAGUUCACCAUGGCGGACAAAGGCGAGUCGGUGAAAGUUGCCGUCCGAGUUCGUCCAUUCAACCAGAGGGAAAAUGACCGUGCCGCAAAAUGUAUUAUUGAAAUGCAAGGAACCUCGACCAAAAUAACGAAUCCAGACACGAAGGAGACUAAAACGUUCUCUUUUGAUUACUCAUACUGGUCACAUGAUGGAUUCACUGAGUCAGCAGAUGGUAUUUUAGAAGGUAAACCAGGAAGUAAAUAUGCAUCUCAACAAAUUGUAUUUGAUGACCUUGGACAAGGCGUAUUAGAUAAUGCAUUUAAAGGUAUGUAG
Messenger RNA from Saccoglossus kowalevskii, 392 nucleotides. RefSeq names its product kinesin-like protein KIF28. The record is from RefSeq and is a predicted model, not a curated record. Gene Ontology annotation, biological process: microtubule-based movement. Lineage: Eukaryota; Metazoa; Hemichordata; Enteropneusta; Harrimaniidae. Gene Ontology annotation, molecular function: ATP binding; microtubule motor activity; microtubule binding.